GAAUAUUUAUUUACAUUUUAUCCCCCAUAGAUGGCUUAUUUACUUGCACGCCUGAAAUAUAAUUUGCUGUCGUAUCAAUAACGACUGUUUCAACUUUGAAGAAAGGCUCGAUCCUUUUGGAGGUGAAUCAAUAGGCUAUUGCAGUUUUGUUUUGUUUUUUUCAGUCUUGCCUGUCAUGUUCCAUUAUCUUCUGAAGAGGAUCGCGAAAAAAAAUGAGUUCAAGUAAUCCACUGUCUAAUCAGGUGGCUUUCAAUGAGGCUGUUGCUGAAGUUUCAUGUGAACCAAUAAAGAAACACGUUCAAGAAGGUAUUGGAAAUACAAAUAGAAAACCUCCGAAACGUUCGAAGCGUAAACAAACAUUUGGAGCUAACAAUCUGCCAGAAAUAGAUGAUAAUAAUACAAUAAGCGAAAGAGUAGAAAUUAUUCACAAGACUGUUGGAGUUAACAAUUUCCCUAAAAUAGAUGAUCAUGAAAUAAGCGAAGGUUUUGAAGUGAACCGCCAGCAGUCACGUAAAACAUAUGAGCGUAAACGUUCUCGAAACGUUGUGUUUGAUAAUAUAACGCUUCGCAAAGAGCCUUUACCUCAAGAAACAGAUAAGAUUGAAUACUCUCAAAAGACAGCAAAAAGGGUUCCAGUAUGCCGGGCGAUCAUAAAUGCUGGAAAAGGCGUUAAACGUUCUGAAAUAUUUGAUAACGAAAUAAGGGAAAGUUUUGAAGUGAACAGACAGUCGCGUCGUGAAGAGGCUAAAUCUCUAGAAACAGAUAGUCUUGAACAGUCUCAAAAUGCAGUGAAAAGUGUUUCGCAAUCCCGUACAAUCAUCAGUGCUCGGAGAGGCGUUAGAAAGCCACAACGAAGAACAGAAGACAAAUUUGAAUCAUGUGAGAGCAGAGAGAGAUGUAGAUUGAAUGAAGAAUUGUUUACUCCCGACGAACUUGCUUGCUUAGAAAAAGCUGGGGUUCCGCAUCCAAUUACGUCUGAGCAACUAGUAUCUAUUACUGAAGCAAUUUAUAAAGAAUACCAUUCCGAAAUCGUCGUUUGUGCUGUUUGUGAUGAAAUGUUUAGUCAUUUGGAAACCAAACUUAUGAGUGCAGCUGAUCUGCCAAUCAGUUUUUUCAGUGUUUUACGUAAACCUUCUGGAUUGCCUAAUGAAGUCCCAGCUUUACAUCCACUUCUUCUACAGCAAUAUGAUGUUAGUCAUUACUUUCCAGCUGAUCCACGGUUUCAAGGAUUAUUAAUAUCACCCCGAGGUCUGGAAAUUCACCACAAAAAAUGCUUAGUGAAAUAUCAGAACUGUUGUGAAUCUCAACUUUACAUUUGCGUUACUAACGGAUGUUUAACAGCUCUUCAACACAACAAGAUCCCCAAGUUUGCGAUUGCUCAUGGCAACUAUAUUGGUCAACUUCCGGAAGCGAUACGAGAAAUGACAUUUGCCUCUAGAUCCUUAAUUCGGCCAAUAACUUCAUUCGGUCGAAUGGCUUGUUACUCUGAUACUAGUGGAACGCGGCUAACAGGUCAUGUUUAUUCAAACCGUCUAAAUACAGCCCUAGUAAGGCAGAAGCUUCCGAUGGCCCCUGCAACUACAGCAAUUCGGGUAUUGAUCGUUUCCCCAAUGGCUUCCGACCAAACAGCUGUAUCAAGAGGGAAGAUGGCAUCAGUGAAGUCCGAUUAUAUUAUUGAACCCGAAAAGAUUGCUAGUUCUUUACGCGUUUUCCGAGAUGUUGGUAACAAAGUCAUGAAAAACGUUGAAAUAGAUCAAGAUGCAAUCAACAAUUUGCCUUCUGAUAAAACAUCAGUGGACAUGCUAUUUACGACAGAACAGGAAACUGAAGAUUCUCAUCAAGAUCCUGAUUUAGUUCAAUCAGUUGAAUUCGACAACGGUACAGGUGGACCUUCUCUGUCUAGAUCAAAUGAAGAAUUUCUUGACGGGGUUUUUGAAUCCGCAACUGUUACAAUUGGAACUGUAGAACCGGAAGAGAUCAACGAUCAUGGGAAAAUAGCUCGUGUAUUACACACGAUACUUGACGAAGGCACAUCUUCAAAUGAGGUGACUAGCAAAGAUGAUCUGGGAACGAAUAAAAGUUCGUCUACUUAUGUUGUUCGCCCAGAAAAGGAAUUCAUGUCGGAUUCCAACCCUGAUUACCUUGAGCUCCAUUAUCCGGAUUUAUUCCCAUUUGGAUGUGGUGGAUUCGGAGAGCAACGGAAGAAUCCAAUUUCGAGAAAAGCAUUAGUUCAGCACCUCCUUAAUUUAAGUUCAAGACAAUUCCAGCAAGUGGAUUUUGUUUUACCCAUUUACGACAUGGUGACACGCCAGCAAGUGUCCAAUAUGGCGUAUGUACGUUCCAUUCUUCCUUCUCGAUUGUCAGGAUCAGAGAGGGGCACUACAAAUUCCAAAGGAGAAGUGUAUGGACGAGUUUCGAUGGAAGAUUUGAGAGCUGCCCAUGGUUAUAAAGUUACCUGCUCCGAAGCAGCAAGUCAAGGCUGCCGGUUUCCCUUGCCUCCAGCGAGUUUAAACGGAUUAGCAAUAGAUUUCUUCACGGACAUCGGAAUUUCUACGCAACCCAUGCAGCAUUCACAGGCAGCAGCAAAUCGAAAUCGCCAAAAGGUGUAUGCAGCACACAAUUCACUGGGAAAAGCUCAAAUAUGGUUUACCGGGAAAAGCGAUUCAAACUGUUGGCCAAACAUCCCGUUGCAGCUGCCCUUCAUUUUCAACGCAUUUUGAAGAUGGUUAUAAAAAAAGUCUUGGGUUGGAAUCGAAGCCAGCUAUUGCCAUACAGAUCGGGAGGUGUGUUUGGUGUUCCUAAAGGUUACCUGUAUCUCGUUGAAGAACAAUCGAGGCUCACACUGCACGCUCAUUUUCUUAUAUGGCUUUACGGCCAUGAGAAUAUAGAACGACAACUGCUCCGCGCGUCUAGACUGGACGAAGAAGAACGCAAAGCGAAUGAUGUAUCCCACAACAUGCACGAAUUAUUCCAGGUAAAUUUCCUUAAUUUUUAUUUCUAAUUUUUUUUGCAUCCAAAAGACAAAAAGAUCAUAAUUACUAUAAUACUAUUUCAAGUAAAAAUAUCAAAAUAACUUAAACGAAAAACGAAGCGUAAGAGCCUAAGAGGGGGUGGGGGUUGGUGCAAGGGUUGUUGGGUGUUGUGGUUUGGUUUGUUCUAACUGUUUAUAGAUUUUUCUUUAACUAUAACUAAUUAUUUUUUAUUUCAUAUUGCUUAUGAAAAUAAUAAAUUUUGUUGUAACUUAAGGUAAAAAGAGAGUGCGACGUGGGGUGGCGGGGCGAAGCCUCCGCCACACCUAAGUCGCACCCCUAAUGAUUCACAGAUAUUUUUUUAUGUUCCGAUAGGCCUAUGUUUGAUUGAUACUAUUUAAUCAAGCCCCUCUGUGGCACCUUCGAGAUUUUAAUAAGUCUCUUUUCGUUUUUAUUCUGUUUAUUCUAGUUCGUAAUAGUGUGUGAUAGCAGAUAUGUUCAUAGUCAUAGGCCUCAAGUAGUACUGAAAAUUUCAAUUAAUAAAACAAUACAAUUUGCAACUACUUGCAUUAUCAAAAACGUACAGUUAUAUACAGGAUUAUGAAAAUUCA
Daphnia pulex (common water flea) is the source of this 3580-nucleotide messenger RNA. RefSeq lists its product as uncharacterized. The record is from RefSeq and is a predicted model, not a curated record. The transcript is spliced from 8 exons. NCBI's taxonomy places the organism in Eukaryota, Metazoa, Arthropoda, Branchiopoda, Diplostraca, Daphniidae. Bases 213 to 2720 code for a protein of 835 amino acids.